CUAUACAAUGCCUACGGAGCCGAUAAUAUUGACAUCAUUUUCAUCAAAAAUUUUCGUACCAUUAGUUUCAUUGCAAAGAUAUCUAUUGGAUAAUCUCGACAAACAUAGCGAUCAACUAGUGAUUGACAGCCAAUCAAACAUCAGUCAUACGUUUCACGAUAUUGAUUGCGAUGCCCGACGUAUGGCCACCGCUUUGCUGGCCAUUGGGCUCCGGGAGGGCCAACUGUUUGCCAUAAUCGGCGAAAAUAGCUAUCAAUAUUUGAUCCUAUAUUUGGGUGCAUUAAUAGCCGGUGCUAUGGUUUUCGGUAUACCAUCGACCGAUAGCUAUCAAAGUAUUUGCGACAAAAUAAUCCAACAAAAUAUCAAAUUGUUGGCCAUAUCGGCCACAAGUAAUCUAAGUUAUGCCAAACGUAUAUCAGAUGGUAUACCCAUUACACAGAAAAUAAUUUUAUUUAAUAAUAUCAAUGGUUUGAUGGACACCAUCAUCGGUAACAAUGAUAAACAACAAAAAUUCAUAACAUAUGGGAAACUAAUCGAUCCGUACGAUACCAUUGGCGACGACCAGAUAGCCGUACCUCCCGAUGUUAAACAAACGGAAUGUCUAGUACUGAGCACCGGUAGCUCCAGCACCACAUCCACCACCAAAUCACUAGUAUUUACACACUAUAGCGUAGUAUCGGCACUGGAAAUCACAUCCUAUCCCCAAUUUUUUGGCUAUACUCAGCGCGAGGUCAUUGCCGGCUACUGUGACCUCAGCCAACAGUUGGCCAUAUUUCAAGUGUUUACGGCAAUUGUUUGUGGCUCCCGAUUGGUACUAAUGCCCCGCUAUGAUCGGCCGGGGUUUGUGGCCGCUGUUGGCAAAUAUCGGAUAUCGGCAGCCAUACUGUCGGCAGCGGCUAUUGUAUCGCUAGUUAAGAGUCCCGUAAAUACCAGCAAUGAGGACAACAGUACUAACAAUACAAACAACAGUAGUCCGACCACUACUACUACCGGUGCUACCGAUGCUAAACAUGAGGACAAGGAGGACAUAACGUCACUGAUAAAAAUCAUAAGCACCGGUAGUUGUCUGCAUAAGACAAUAGCCAAUCAAUUGGUUUUAAGGUAUAAACAUAUUAAGGACUUACGUCAAGGGCUGUUCACUACCCAAUGUAUGGCACCGGUAGCCCUGAUGAUCAAAGGUACCCGCGAUUAUGACUCAUCGGGUGUCCCACUACCGCAUACACGGGUAGUAAUACGAUCGGUCGAUAGUGGCCAACCACUAGCUGCCAAUCUAGUUGGCGAAAUAUGGGUCCAACGACCGGAUGCAAUGGCCAAACGAUAUCUAUCGGAUAAACCGGGGCUCCGGGAUCUGGACGGAUGGCUUGGAACCGGCGAUCUGGGCUACUAUGACGACGAUUUGCUACUCUAUGUUAUCGGCAAACAUCGGGAAAUGAUCCGAUCGCCGAAUAAUACGCUGAUAGCGCCGUCCGAAUUGGAGCGGUCGGUACUGUUGCACUGUGCAGUCGACGAGGCAGCCGUAGUGGCCGUCGAUGACGAUGACCACCAGUCGGACCAUCCGACCGAUGGUCAACAACAACGUGGUGUCGGCUUUGUUACCAUUAGGCAUGAGUUUGUCGGGAAAGUUGCUGAACAAGGGAUACUUGAUUUUGUCAAUAAUCAGUUACCAAAGAGGAAACAGUUGGCAAACAUUUAUAUUAUGAAAUGUUUGCCAAAAUGUAUUUCAGGAAAAAUAUCCAAAUCAUUGCUCAUCAAAGAUCUACAU
This is a messenger RNA of Oppia nitens, 1762 nucleotides long. RefSeq lists its product as uncharacterized. Gene Ontology annotation, molecular function: CoA-ligase activity. The record is from RefSeq and is a predicted model, not a curated record. The annotation marks the transcript as partial. The transcript is spliced from 5 exons. Lineage: Eukaryota; Metazoa; Arthropoda; Arachnida; Sarcoptiformes; Oppiidae.